Lotus japonicus is the source of this 1946-nucleotide messenger RNA. RefSeq lists its product as uncharacterized. Gene Ontology annotation, cellular component: nucleus; cytoplasm. Lineage: Eukaryota; Viridiplantae; Streptophyta; Magnoliopsida; Fabales; Fabaceae. Bases 87 to 1598 code for a protein of 503 amino acids. The record is from RefSeq and is a predicted model, not a curated record. Gene Ontology annotation, biological process: protein import into nucleus. Gene Ontology annotation, molecular function: nuclear import signal receptor activity. The transcript has 6 exons.
CCUUGAGACUAACUUCAUUUCAAGCGUGACUCUGUCUCUCUUCCCUCCCAUUCGCACCGCCACCACUCACCGCUCCGGCGACGCCGAUGGACAACGGCGGCGAACUCAACCUCGACGAACAAGUUCAACUAAUCUACAGCAACGAUCCAACCCACACCGAAACCCUAAUCACAAACCUCACCUCCUCCUCCAACCACCACCGCUCCCAAGCGGAGACACUUCUCAACCACUUAGGCUUCCAUUUUCUCCCCCGAAUCGCCAAAUUCCUCCGAUUAUCCCCCAACCCGACAACCCGAACCAUGUGCGCUCUCCUCCUCCGCAACCUCAUCCUCACCCACUGGCCCCAAGUCUACGCCGUCCCCCGCUCCACCAUCUGCCACCUCCUCGCCUACAGCCUCCACAUGGAGUCCGAUCCUUCCAUCGCUAGGAAGAUCUGCGACACCGCUUCGGACCUCGCCGCGAUCAUCAUCCUUCCUUAUAGCUAUGCCCGAUCGUCCGAUCUCCUCUACUGGCCUAGCUUCAUCCGAUUCUUUAACAGUGGUGUUGCCUUAGCGGACCAGAGACUCAAGCAAAUGUGCCUUCGAAUCUUCGCCAGAGUGCCGCAGAAUGUCCGUGAAUUCCUGCUCCCUGAUUCGACCUCCCGCCAUGAUUUCCUCGCCGGGUCUCUCGCCGCCCCCAAUUGCUUUGAUGUUCGUGUCACCGCCGUUGCUGCCGCCGUCAAUUUCCUUCAGUGCCUCCCCAAUCUCUCCGAGCAGGACAGGUUUGAAGAUUUGCUGCCGUUGAUGAUGAGUACUUUUACUGAUGUGUUGGUUUCCGGACAUGAGGCUGCCGUGCAAGAUUCUCUUAAGCUCUUCAUUGAGCUUGCAGAGAAUUGGCCUCGAUUACUUGAGAAGCAAGUCACCAACAUGGUUGAAUCCAUGCUGGAAGUUGCUGAGGAUGAAUCUCUAGAGGAAGGGACUUGUCAUUUAGCUCUUGAGUUUGUUAUGACCCUUUCUGAGACUGGAGAGCGUGCACCCGAGGUGAUGAGGAAGAUGUUGCAGUUUGUGCAGAGACUGUUACUUGUGGCGAUGAAACUGUUGCUGGAUAUUGGGGGUGAUCUGGUUGAGGCUGAGGCUGAAGGUACCAAUAACUAUGAAUAUGGACAGGAGUGUUUGUAUAGGCUUUCCGUUUACUUUGGUGGGAGCGCUAUAGUGCCAAUUGUUUCUGAGCUGUUGCCAACUUAUCUGGCUGCUUCCGAAUGGAAAAAGCGUCAUGCUGCACUCAUUGCCCUUGCACAGAUUGCAGAUGGUUGUUCAGAUGAGAUGAUAAAAAAUAUGGAUCAUGUAUUGUCGAUGGUUUUAGAUUCAUUUCAUGAUCCCCACGCUCGAGUGCGAUGGGCAGCUGUAAAUGCAAUCCGGCAAUGGUCCACUGAUUUGGGGCCAGACUUGCAGGUUAAAUAUCACCACCUAGUUCUGCCAGCAUUAGCUGGAGCCAUAGAUGAUUCUCAGAAUCCCCGAUUACAGGCUUAUGCUGCUUCUGCCGUGUCAAUUUUUGCUGAAAACUGUAUUAUUAGGUUUGUAAAACCUUAUUCAAAUAUCCUUAGGCAUUGUAAUUUGUAACAAGUAACGACCUCCACCGUUUGCCAGUGAACCACCAUGGUCAUUCAUUCAACUGCACCUAACAGUCAUGUAAUUCAGGUCAUAGCUCCUAUGAAUUGAUGAUGAAAUGUUAUUUAAGAGCUACCUCUGUGACAGCAGCAAAUCAAAUGGGGGAGAUAUUUUGACAACAUCUUUUGUAAUUUUAGGUUCCUUAUCUGGAUUAAUCUAUAUAGUAGUUUUACUUGUACAUGCUCCCUGAGUUCCAAAGUAAUAAAUGUUAAUGUGUCAUGUUGGAAUAUUAUAGUAUGAUACUGAGUUAUACUAUGUAGAGUUUACAACUGUUGUAUAUGAAGUUCGCAUUAUCGGAUC